Messenger RNA from Chondrus crispus (carragheen), 1539 nucleotides. Its product is annotated as probable arsenite translocating ATPase. Gene Ontology annotation, biological process: post-translational protein targeting to endoplasmic reticulum membrane. The record is from RefSeq and is a predicted model, not a curated record. Gene Ontology annotation, molecular function: ATP hydrolysis activity; ATP binding. Gene Ontology annotation, cellular component: GET complex. The transcript is spliced from 2 exons. Lineage: Eukaryota; Rhodophyta; Florideophyceae; Gigartinales; Gigartinaceae. Bases 1 to 1470 code for a protein of 489 amino acids.
AUGCUCUUGGGCAUCCCGCGUGUCUUCGGGGGCACCGGGCGCGCAAAGAAGACGGAGACCGUUGUGGAGGUGCCCGUCGCCCCGCCGCCGCCACCAGAAGCCGACAAAAAUCCCAUCCAAUGGGCCAAGGCGCACCCGCUGCAGGUCGCUCUCUUCGUGUCUGCCAUCAUACAGGCCGUGCGGGCGGUGAAGGGCGUUAGCGGGGAGUUGGAGGCGAAGAAUGCGGAGUUGGCGGCGAAGGCGGAGAACGAUGGUAGCGUGAGUAUAGCGGAUAAGGUAAAGACCACGAACAGUGGUUUUGCGGGAGGGAGCAAGGCAGGGAAUGGGGGGAGCAUGCAGCGGGCCGUGCCGCUGCGCCAUGAAUCGACGGAGGAGGCGCUUGACUUGCUUGGGAAUACGGCGCGCAAGUAUAUUAUUGUGGGUGGGAAGGGGGGAGUGGGGAAGACGUCGAUGUCGGCGGCGGUGGCGACUGCGUUUGCGGACAGGGGGCAGACGACGCUAAUUGUGUCUACGGAUCCGGCACAUAGUUUGUCGGACGCUUUUGGGCAGAAUAUGUCAGGUGGGGAUCCGGUGCCCGUGAUGGGGAUCGACAAUUUGUACGCGCAGGAGGUGGAUCCAGACUCGAUGAAGAGGACGUUUAAGAUGAUGGAGCAGAUGGGCGGCGGAGAUAAGGCGCUGGCUUCGAUGGGGAUGGAGGAUAUGGGGCUGGAUGAUUUGAACUCUCUUUUUGACACGAUCCCUCCUGGGUUUGACGAGGCGGUGGCGCUGGUGGAGAUUGUCAAGUACAUUCAAGGGGACGCGGCGUAUUCGAGGUUUGAACGGAUCGUGUUUGACACAGCGCCAACGGGGCAUACACUGAGACUGUUGGCGCUGCCGGACUUUCUCAACGGCUUUUUCGGAAAGAUUAUCUCAAUGAAGAGCAAGUUGGGGAAUGUGAUGAAGCAGUUCAAGGGGAUGUUUGGCGGAGGAGAUCCGGAUGCGGAAUUGAACGCAUCUGUGGAGGACAUGGAGGAGCUGAAGCGGUCUAUGGGGAUGGUGCGGGAUCUUUUCCGGGACGAAAUCCAGACGGAAUUCGUGGUGGCGACGAUCCCGAACAUGAUGGCUAUCGCCGAGUCAAAGCGGCUGGUGGAGGAGCUUGCCAAAGAGAAGAUUCCGGUUCGACAUAUGUUUGUGAAUCAAGUGCAACCUGAGAACGACGAUUGUACGUUUUGCGCGGCGCGAUUCAAGGAGCAGGCAGGGAACUUGCGGGCUAUCGACAGGACGUUUGACGGGCUGCUGAUUGCAAAGGUGCAAAUGUUUGACAAGGAGAUCAAGGGAGCGGCGGCGCUGCGGACGAUGAGCGGACAACUGUUUCCGAAAGCGGCGAUAACUGGGGGGGAGGAAACCACUGAGAGGGAGGCAGUGGCGGAGUCGGGGAUGGAGCCGAAUGAUGGCGGAUCAACGAAGGCGAAGGCCGAGCUGGUGGAUUGAGGUCAAGUUGAUUUACAGUACAAGGGUCGGGUAGAGUGUACAGUAAACAAAGCAGGUUUUGUGUAAGCA